AUGAAGUUCUCGGCGGCAUUCCUUGGAAUUGCCGCGUCCAAGCUAACCAAAUGGCAGAGUACCCACCCGGAUCAAGUUUUUCUCGCCGAAGAUGAUGGCGAAGAGCGAAAGAGAAUCGCCGACGCUCGUGGGAAUCAAAACCCCUAUGAAGAUCUCAUCUUCGCUCCAUGGCAAGUUCCCGCUCUCGUCGAAAAUUUCGGCAUGAAAGAGGAAUACAUGCGAAUCGACCACGAUGCGCCGAAAAAAGCGCCUGGUUUCGAAGGAAGAGCGAUUCCAAGCUACAUGUAUUCGAAAAAAUGGGACCAAAUCGCCGUCUGUGAUUACCCAGAAGGAAGAACCGAGCUUGGCUGUUGCAAACAACUUAGGAUGGGCUGGGGCGACGGAAUCUGCACUUCCAAUGGAACGAUUGCGAAUGGACGGGAUGUGUACUGGUGCGAAGAUACAGAUGCAAAGCGACUUGAGUUCACUUCUCGCGGAUGGACGGCAUUUUCGAGCGAAACAGGGGACGGAAAAUACUCUUGGAGUAAUACAGGCACAAGUGAACAUCCAUGCGUCGGAGACAAUGGGGAACUGGACGAAGAUUUCAUCUGGGGAGGAUAUCAGUUGGACCUAACUUGUCCACACAGCGGCACGAUUCAGCGGCUCCAGCCUUGCAUCUCUCAUAACUGCUCUGACGAAGAGCUUUGCAUCAACGACGACGAAACGACUUUCUCUUGCAUUCCUCGCCCAACAGUAUCAGUGACAACAACAACUACAGUAAGCUCAGAAGGGACUGUUUGGUUCGUCCCAUACGACGGUCCAUUCGACGACCAAAUCACCUACGCUCAGGCGAAAGAAAAUUGCUCCAGACUCGCUCUUGAUUAUCAAGAUACCGUUGGCUUCCCCGCUUUCUUCAGAAAUGAAAAAGAAUGGAAAGUUUACCGCCACAGCACGAAUUUCCGCCAAAACGAGUAUCGAGAAUGGCUCGGUUAUGAGCAGCAAAAUGGGGACACUACUCAAUGGCUAGCUGCUGAUGGUUCAGAAGUAACAUUUGAGCUUUGGGACCUUUGGCACUCGACGGCACAGCCAAAUAAUGAUGAUCAACCAUGUGUUAUUUCUGGCUACGGUGGAGAUCAUAAAUGGCAUGAUGUUCCAUGCUCCUGGACAGAGGGCUUCUCAUGCAGAUUCGAAUCAACAUCACUGACAACGACUCCGUUUACAUUUACCAGCACCACAUCAACAACAACGACCACAACAACCACAACAACAACAACGACCACAACUACCACUGAUCCAACUUCCGAGGGCACUGUUUGGUUCGAGGAUCAAGGAGACGGUUCUGUCACCUACGAGCAGGCAAAGAUAAAUUGCGCUGAAAAAGCUCUUGACUACGAAAAUACUGUUGGAUAUCCAUCCUUUUUCAGAAAUCAAAAAGAAUGGGACUUGUACAACCGUCAGAUUCCUGCUCAAAAAGACUGGCUCGGAUACGAACAACAAGAAAACUAUACAAUGUGGCUUAAUGCAGACGGAUCAGAAGUCACCUUUACCAUUUGGCUAUCCGGGCAGCCAAAUGCCAAUGAUCAACCGUGUGUCAUGGUGGGUUACGCGGGAUAUCGAACUUGGGUGGAUAUUGCUUGCAAUUACGGCGGAACUCGCCAUUCUUGCCGCUUCGAAUCAUCAACACUGACCACGACAACAUCUACAACAACCACAACGACGACAACGACGACAACGAUCACCUCCACUGGAACAGUCUGGUUCGAAGAAAUGAACGAGCCACAUCUCAACUACACGACAGCAAAAGAAAGAUGCGCUGAUCUCGCCAAGAACUACCCAGGAACAGUCGGCUAUCCUUCAUUCUUCCGAAACGAGGCCGAAUGGGAUCUUUACGAUAAAACCAUUCCGCAUCGACGAGAAUGGCUCGGCUAUGAGCAGCGAGAUGAUGACAGCAAUGAAUUCUGGUUGAAUGCUGAUGGCACCGAUGCAACAUUUCUGAAUUGGUGGGCACCAGAACAGCCAAAUGACGUUAAUCAAAAAUGUGUGCUUACUGGUUGGUCCUACCGUCGAGAGUUUUAUGAUAUCGAAUGUGAUCGUGUUCUCGAAACACCCGCAGCAAUGGACUUUUCUUGUAGAUUAGAGACUGUUGGAACAACUACAACAUCUACUACAACAACUUCAACCACAACAGCCACAACAACAACAACUACAACAACAACCACAACGACAACCACGACAACAAGCACAACAACGACUACUACCACGACUACUUCCACGACAACCACAACAUCAACUACAACAAUAACAACCGAACCAUGCCCAACAGUCUGCGAGCCUGAAUGCGGACCAGGUUUCAUAUGCGAGGAUGGUGUUUGCGUUGACAAGGAUGAAUGUGCAUCUGGCGAGCACAACUGCCAUUCCUAUGAAGGCUGCACGAAUCUGAAAAAUGAAAAUGGCUGGAAAUGCUUUCCGUUGGAUGUUGAAUGCCCUGAUAACCUGAAAAGAGCCGAGUGGAAAGGACGCUCGAAUACAAAAUACCUGUUCAAAUCUGAAAACUCCGUCACUCUCGUCGUCAAGUUCCGAGCUAAGAACCAGUUCGUCAAUCCUCGAACUGAGCUUUACAAGGGCUUCGCUUUCUGGACAAAAGAUGUCUGCGGAAUAGACUUCAUCCGGAAGCUCAGAAACGGCCAAAUUGGAGUUCACUUGUCUGAUACAACAGAUGUCUACCGAAUGGGCGACGUCUACAUUCGCGAUUCAGGAAAAUACACCAGCGUCGGGUUCGAAUUCGAAACGACGCAGCUGGUGGAUAAGGACACGCCCUGGAAGUUCAAAAAUGGAGUGGCGACGAAAAAUAUGGGAUCUGAUGAUGUCCAGAUCACUUUGACCGGCAUUCAGGAUGUGCAGUGGAUCGACGCAAAGGGCCGGGACUGGUGUCUUCUUACAGCCGCGAAUGCUCUCCUGCCCCUGGAAAAUGCGAAUUACCCAGAUCACCACAUUCUCUGCCUCGCCGAGGCGAAGACUUUUUGGAAGACUCCUAAUGAUCCAAAUGCAUAA
Oikopleura dioica is the source of this 3030-nucleotide messenger RNA. NCBI's taxonomy places the organism in Eukaryota, Metazoa, Chordata, Appendicularia, Copelata, Oikopleuridae. The record is from the annotation of a GenBank genome assembly.